Funneliformis geosporum is the source of this 4011-nucleotide messenger RNA. Lineage: Eukaryota; Fungi; Glomeromycota; Glomeromycetes; Glomerales; Glomeraceae. The record is from the annotation of a GenBank genome assembly.
AUGAACUAUAAAAAGUUAGAUGUAGAAAAAGUUUCAUCUUAUGCUCCGAGCCGUCAUAGUUUUGGUGAUGAUGAUUCUCCCACUUAUUUAGCUAUAAGUCCGAACGGUGUUUGUGCGGCGACUUUUAAUUCUGACACUUAUGAAAUUAAAAUUUACCACGACAAAAACAACAAAUUGACUUUUUUAAAGGAAUUAACAUUUCCUGAAAAAAAAAAAAUAGUGAAAUCUUCAUCCGAUAAAGUAUCUUUUUCUUUCGCUAUUUCCGAUUUCGCGAAUACCGAAAAACAUGGAUUUGUAGCUGUAUCACAUUUUCGACCACCAGAUAUGAAGAAAAAAAUUAAAAUUAAUAAACAAAAUUCGGUCGAAAAUCCAAAAACUACUAUUAAAGUUCCAGAAAAAGGAUAUCCUAUCGACCAUAUUCCAGUAGAAACAUUUGUACUUUCAACAAAAACAGAUUCUAACUUAACUGCUGUAUAUAAUCACGGUGGUGGGGUCGUUAGAUUUUUAAAUGAAAAAAAUGACGAUCAAUCGAACGGAUUUACUAAUUUAAUUGUAAUGAACGCGUCUGGAAUCGCAAAAGUAUUUAUCUAUCAUAAAUAUUUUAACAAUCGUUCUAUAAAUAAAAGUUUGGUCGUGAAUGAAUAUGACUUUCCAACAAUCAUUCAAGAUAAUCUUGAUAAAUUGUAUCAUGAUUCACCGUGUACAAGUUUUUUAAAUACCAUUGUUGAAAGAAAUUUUUUAUUUGUUGAAGAUUACAAAAACCAGAUACUUGAAAUGUAUAAUUUACAAUCCAUGGAUUUAGAAUUGACAUUUCAAAAGCAUAAUCCAGUCAUUCUUUCAACACAAGAGCAUGGAAAGGCUAUUUAUUCCGUUUCAAAACAUGGUCAUCUAUUAGCAUAUUGUAAUGGUACAAAGAAUAUUACGAUUUAUUUAAUGGAAAAUGGACUUGAGGUUACGACGAAAGAAUUUAUUGAUGCAAUCAAAAUCCUUUCAAUUUCAUUUAUUGACGAUGAUGAAAGAUUAUUCGUUGUUACUGAAAAUACCACUAAAGAAGCUACUGAAGAAGCUAUUGAUACAGGCAAUGAAGAAACAUCUGAAGAAGAUUCUGAAAAAGGCACUGAAGAAACCAUUGAAGUAAAUGAAGAAGCCAUCGACGAAACCGAAUCAUUCACUGCAACGAUAAAUAUUUGGGAUAUUUUCACUUUUAAAAAUGAUUUACGAGAGUUUGACGAUGAAUCAAAUAUUUUUAUUUCCUUACAAAAGUCUUAUAGUCACUCAAUAGCUUGUUCAAGUGGAGCUAUACUUGCAUAUUUGCAGAAUGGAGUUAUUAGUGUAUUACCGUAUUUAACUAGUAAAUUAAAACCAACUAAUAUAUCGCCCACGCUUGAACUUAAAAAUGCAUCAAAAUUUAUUAGAAAAGAACCUUGGGUUCGUUAUACAAAAGGUGGGCGCACACCCUCUUAUCUUGAUAAAGAUGAACAAAUUCAACUUAUAAUUGGAGAAACAUCAGUUCAAGUUUGGAAGAAAAAAAAGGGUACUGACACUAAAAAUAAACGGGUUUUAAAAUAUAUUUGGAUGAAUCUAGGUAAAAAGUUGAUUAUAGAUGAAUCUCUUAAGAUUGGGAAUUGUGAAUUUUCAUUAGAUUUGUUAUGUAAUGAUACAAGUGAUGAAAAGAAUAUAGUGGACGAAAUGAAAGAGAAUAUUCAUUGGCCAAAUAAAGCUCAUGUCCUCAAAGAUGCAUGUGUAGCUAUGGAGUACCUUUACGAACGAAGAUACGAACCAGCAGGGCCGAAUAAUCUAAACAAAUAUCAUGAAUUGUUUGCAGGCACUGAAAAACUAAUUAAAAAAUGCAUCAAAAAAAAUCCGAAUUUAUGGAGUUGCUCUGAAGUAAGAUAUGGGAUAAUGUCCAAUAUCAUUCGAUCAAAGCAUAUACCGUUGUUACAUUGGAUAUUAUUCGAUUAUAAAGAAGCAGAUGGCAAUAAACAAGAUAAAACGAGAGUUAGUCGUUACAUGCAUAUUCCAUGUCAAUAUGUAUGGCCUAUGAAAAAGAAAAAAAAUGAUUUGAUGCUUGCUAUUAAACAAUCUGAAGAUGAAAAUCGUAGGGAUAAAUCUAUUGUCGCAAUGUUACUUGAAUAUUAUUCAAAUAAUGCAGAGAAAAAUACAGGUUGGAUGUUUACGUUUACAAAGUCUCUUCCUUCGCUUAAUCAAUUAAACUUUGAACCAUAUUUGAAAGAAUUAUUUUACAAACCUUGUUUUGGAUCCAAAGAAGAGUGGGUAGAUUCAAAGUUUGUGUCUCCAAGUAAAUUGAAAAAAGGAUAUAAAUCGGAAAUUUGUUCAUUGAAUGUGAGACCACGACUUUUACUGAAGCAAAAUGAUCAUUCAUUGUGGAGAAUAUUUAAGACAAAAUAUCUUGAAGGAUCAAAAGUAUCCGAGGGAAAUGCUUCAAAUGCGGAUGAAAUAAGUACAUCAGCAACGGAUGAAAAAAAAACACAAGUAACGGUUGAAUUAAAUACACCAGCUACGGAUGAAGAAAAUAAACAAGCAACGGUUGAAAUAAAUACACCAGCUACGGAUGAAGAAAAUAAUACACAAGCAACGGAUGAAAAGGGAACUGAUGAAAAAAGUAUAAAGGAUAAAAAAAUUACACGAGUAACGGCAGUACGUGUAGUCCCGUUACCAGAUUUUAUUGUUUACCCAACUCAUGUGACAGAUGUGACAGAUAAAACACAUGAUAAUUGGAUUAUUCUGUUCAAGCUUAUCAAACUCAUAUUUUGGCCAAGACGUUAUUUAAUUCAUGAUAAAGAUCAUUUUAGUCCUUUUCUAGAACUUUUAAGUAAUAGUAAAAAUGAACAUUUAUAUGAUAAUCCAGCAAUGGAAGCUUGCAUUGAUUUUAAAUGGGGAGCAGCAAGGAAUCGUUUUUUACGUUUUUUUGUAAUGUUCAUAGUUUUUUCGUUCACAUUUGCAUUAAUUACUGGAUUAAACAAAGAUUCGGCAUUUACAAAAGUAUUGUUGGCAUUAUUUUUUUAUAUUGGAAUUUAUCUUUUAGCAACGGAAUUUGUUCAAUUUAAACACGAGGGUUUAAGAUAUUUUAGCAUAUAUAAUAUUCUUGAUGUUGCAUCAAUUAUUCUUGCAUUAAUUACAAUGAUAAACUAUCUUAGUGGUUUUGUAGUUGAAAUUGAAAAGGCCAUCAUUAUGAAAGCAUUUGCGGUUUUACUUUUAUGGUUAGAAUUAUUAAUAGCAACAGUUGCUUUUGGACAUGCAAUGCAUGUCAUAUUAGAGCAUCCUGAUCUUAUUCAUUUGAAACCUAAUGGCGACAAAUUUAGUAUAAACUCAAAAAAUCCAGAUCUUGAAGGCCUUACAAUGGAACAAGUAAUUGAUAUUGAUGAUCCGAUGGACAAUUAUUAUAGAAAAUUGACAUAUUCUGUUAUAGGUGCUUAUUUUUGGAUCCUUGGAAGAUGGGAUCAAUUAGAAAAGUGGGACUUUUGGCCAAUUUAUGUAAUUAGUAUAGGUGCAAGUAUUUUAAUAGUCAUUAUUAUGCAAAAUUUGUUGAUCGCAUUUAUGACAGGUGUAUAUGAGAAUGCAAGAAAUAAUGUAAAAUUGGCGGUGUUAGGUUAUAGAGCUGACUUAGUCGCUGAUUAUGAAACGUUAGAAAAACCAUUAGGUAGCUCAAGAGGGAACCCGAGAUACAUUUAUUAUGUUGGAAAUGCUGAAUAUCAAGAAAAUUGGUUAGAUAGAGCUGAAAAACAUAGGAAAUUUCACAAAUCAUUAUUAAUUGAAGACAUUAAUUAUCAAUUAUUACGGUCUCCUAAUGAUUCAGAUAAUUCGAAUGAUUCGGAUGAUUCGGAUGAUGACGAACAAGUUGUAAAUGUGGUAAAUAAAGGUAAAAAUGAUCAGAAAAUUAAAUUGACUGUCAGUGAUCGUAAUGAUGAGCAACACUUUAAAUUACAAGAUGAGAUAAGGAUAUUACAAAAUGAUGUUAAAGAAUUGCUAUCGUUUAUUAAGAGUAAAUGA